AUCAAACACACAAAAUACAAAUAACAAAAGAGAGAGCCAAGCGGCCACCAUUGCUGGUCUCAAAACAAACACUGCGAUCUUUCUUCAGGAUCGCGUCGCCUGGAAAUUCUUUUUGAAAACCCUAGAAAAUCACACACAUUUUCAGAACUCUUUUAUAUUUUUGUUUUAAUAAAUCAAAAUUCGCUUUUUUUUUUUUUACCACAGGAAAUUCUUUCGAUUUUUACCAUUAUAUAAAUAUUUUUUUUUCUUCUUCCCGUUUUUUGCCGCUUAAUUUCUAUCGUCGAUCAACAACUCGUCGACUCUCACACAGAAACAACAACAGAAUAAACCCUAAAUCAAUCAAUGUCUACCGAGAGUGUAGGUAACAACAAUAACAACGGCGUGAGUAGCCCCACCCAAUCACGUGGUGGUGGUGGCGGCGGCGGUGGUGGCGGCACGAAAGCAGUUGCAGUUUCGCCUCCGUGGACGCAAGUCGUGCGAGGCGAAUCGGAUUCGAUCGCGUCCGUUCCUUUAUCGCCGUCAGUGUCGCCGACGGCUGUGGCUGUGGUUGAAAAAACUGAGGAAGAGAGUGCGGAGUGUGGGACUGGCAAUGCAGGAAAAAAGCCAGUGUGGAGCAAGCCGUCAAACGGGGCGGCGGAUGUUGGGCCAGUGAUGGGGGCUCAUGCAUGGCCCGCUUUAUCGGAAACUACUCGGGGCUCUUCAGCAAAGUCAUCUUCUGAAUCGUUGAAAGGUUUAUCUGAUGGAUCAUCAUCAUCAUCGGUUUCGCAGGGUACUGGAACAGCAAAUUCAACAUCCCAGCGACAAGGUAAUAAUAAUGGGAACCCUAAUUCAACUCCAAGCCAUACAGCCUUGACACGCCAAAGAUCUAUGAAGCGUAAUGGUGCAAAUUCUUCUUCAAAUGGUGGCCUUACUCAUCCACCAGCCCCACAGGGUCCUGCUGUUGAAGGUCCCUUAAAUAAUCCUUCUCCAAGAGAUCAUUCUCAGCAACGUGGUUCAUUCAGGAACCGCAAUGGUAAUUCACAUCCUCGUGGAGAUGGUUCUCACCAUCACAAUUAUGGGGGUAGACGUGAUCACGACCGUGGAAAUCAAGAUUGGAAUGCUCACCGAAAUUUUAACGGUAGAGAUGGCCACAUGCAGCCCCAGAGGGUUAUGCAAAGGUUUACGAGGCAUCCACCUCCACCGCCACCACCACCGCCAUCGAGUUCUAGUCAAUUUAUUCCACCCCCACCAGUGCGCCCUUUUGGCAGCCCCAUUGGCUUUCCUGAGCUGGCUUCGCCUGUGUAUUAUGUUCCGGCUCCACAUUCAGAGACACUUAGGGGUGUGCCUUUUGUUGCACCUCUUCCACCACAUGCUGUGUUUUUCCCUGCUUUGGACCCUCAUUUGCAUUCUAGCAUAGUCAAUCAGAUAGAUUACUAUUUUAGUGCCGAGAAUUUAAUUAGAGAUACAUACUUGCGGCAAAACAUGGAUGACCAGGGUUGGGUUCCUAUUACAUUAAUCGCAGGCUUCAAGAAAGUUUCACUGUUAACUGAUAAUAUCCAACUGAUUUUGGAUGCGUUGCGAAGUUCAACUGUUGUAGAAGUACAGGGUGACAAAAUAAGGAAACGAAACGAUUGGAUGCGUUGGAUAAUACCUCCAGGUCGCCGUCUGGGGAUUUGAGUGCAGGGAUAGGUCAAGUCAGCCUUCAAGGGGGUUUCGAUCGCUCUAAUUCAGCCGGAAAUACAAAUUAGUAGAGUUGGCAAAUGGUAAAGAAUCGGUCGAGAGGGUUUUGAGGUCAUUUUGAAUAUAGUGGUUUUGCCUUGCAUGAUGGAAGCUGAUUUCAGAUACAAAGUUCCCCCACACCCC
Molecule: messenger RNA, 1842 nt
Organism: Pistacia vera
Lineage: Eukaryota; Viridiplantae; Streptophyta; Magnoliopsida; Sapindales; Anacardiaceae
Product: la-related protein 1C-like
Exons: 7
Coding region: 343-1656 (437 amino acids)
Molecular function (GO): RNA binding
Source: RefSeq, a predicted model, not a curated record